GUGCCCAGCAACUUCCGCUUUCAGAUAGGUGCCGAAAUGGCUUUAUUUUCCAAAAUUUAUGGAGCUCUAGGGCGUAACGUUAGAACAGGUGCUAUACGUUGUAUGAGUUCUGCACCGCAAAUGCCACCAUGUGAUUUUAAACCAGAACCAUACCAGGGGAUUUCCUAUGACAAAGCCAGAGAAGUUCGCCAGACCAAACUGAACCCUGGCAUGUUUGUGUACUAUAAGAAGCCAGUGAUGAUCCACCAGGGCCACAUGCAGUACCUGUGGGAUGUAGAUGGGAAGAGAUACCUGGAUCUCUUUGCUGGGAUUGUCACUGUCAGUGUGGGACACUGCCAUCCUAAAACUCUGAAGGCUGCUGAUGACCAGAUGAAAAAACUGUGGCACACCACAAACAUCUACUUGCACCCUGCAGUUCACCAGUAUGCAGAGGAGCUUACUGCUAAACUACCUGAACACCUGUCUGUGGUCUAUUUUGUUAACAGUGGCUCUGAGGCUAAUGAUAUGGCUCUCCACAUGGCAAGGCUGUAUAGUGGAUGUUAUGAGGUGGUGGGUUUGAGGAAUGCCUAUCAUGGUGUGAGUCCCUAUGUGAUAGGUCUUACUGCUCACUCCACCUGGAGGUACAACAUGCCUGCUGGAUUUGGAAUACAUCAAGCAAUGAAUGCAGAUCCAUAUCGUGGAGUAUGGGGCGGCAAGCAUUGCAGGGACUCACCAGUUCAGACCAACAGAAGCUGCUCCUGUGCUGAGGGGGCAUGUGAAGCAGUGGACAGGUACAUCCAUGAGCUGGAGGAGGUGAUGAGGUACACCAUGCCAAAGGGGAGAAUUGGAGCAUUUUUUGCUGAAUCAAUCCAGGGAGUAGGAGGCACAGUCCAGUUCCCCAAGGGCUACCUGAAGAAAGCAUUUGACUUGGUGCACAGUAAGGGGGGAGUGUGUGUGUCAGACGAGGUACAGACAGGAUUUGGACGUCUUGGCUCCCAUUAUUGGGGCUUUGAAACUCAUGGGGUCAAGCCAGAUAUAGUCACCAUGGCCAAGGGCAUGGGUAAUGGCAUCCCCCUGGCAGCAGUAGUCACUACUCCAGAGAUCGGCAAAGUAAUGGCGGAGGCUCUCCAUUUUAAUACCUUUGGCGGGAACCCAGUCUCAUGCGCAGUUGGAUCUUCUGUUCUUAAGAUCAUUGAUGAAGAGGGUCUACAGGAGAACUGUGCUGUGGUGGGGACGCACUUCUUGGAAGGCCUCGCCAAACUACGCGACCAGUACGACAUCGUAGGAGAUGUGAGAGGGAAAGGACUUAUGAUUGGAAUUGAAAUGGUCACUGAUCAGGCAUCUCGCACUCCACUUCCUGCAGACAAGAUGGCUACCAUUUGGGAGGAUACCAAGGAAAUGGGUAUUCUGAUAGGAAAAGGAGGAUUCUACGGAAAUGUGUUUCGUAUCAAGCCACCAAUGUGUGUCACCAAAGCUGAUGCUGAUUUUGCCCUUGGUGUCUUAAACCAGGUGUUUGAGAAACACAGGGAUAUUGGCAAGCAGUAGGUCUGCAUUUUGACUGAAGGAAGUAUCUCAAAAUAUAUUUUCAACUUUCAACACAAAAUAUUUUAUGCAGUGCUUCUUUAUUUUUGCUUUAUUAGAUUAAGUAAUUGAUGCCAAAACCAAUGUACUCAAGGUGUUAAGGCAAUACUUGAGUUCAGCUCAGAAACUUUGAAUUCCAUAAAUAGCAUCUGAGGAUUGAAAGGUGUUAAUUACGAAUCAAAAUGUACUUUAAGGUCAGCAAAAUGACUUUUUUAUCCUAACUUGUAAGUGUUUGUCAUUGUUGUUAAUGAUAAGAUGGUAAUUUGAUGUUAAGGGUAAGAGGAGUUGUUGUGUUUACCUGUAAAAGAGAUAAUUAGUCAGUACUUUUGUUUUCUUUUUAAGUAUUAUUCUCUAUUUUAUCUGUAUUUAAUCAAGGUAUAUGAUAAGUGCAAAUACAUUCUAAUCAAAAACAUACAUCACGAGCACAUUUAACAGAACUUGCGCACUGAGUAUUUUGUAAAUUUGUACUAUACUCCAUAAUACUACUCUGUAAAAGAUUAUACUGGUAGAUUACAUAUUUAGAUAAUGUGGAUAUCUAAGAAUCAGGGACUUUCAAAUCAUUGUAACUUGGGCUUAGAUCUGCUAAAGUAUGUACAGUUAGUACUUAAGAAAAAAACGAAAUUGAUUACAUUUGCCCAAAGUUAUAUUUUGCUGGUAAUGAAGAGUGUGAAAGUUCUAGCAAGCUGAUCAUAUGCCAGAAAGUAGGUUUAUGUAAUUAAAAGAUAAACACAUAUUAAAUUGAAUGAUGGAAUAAUACUGUAGAUUGUUUAAAACAGUAUGAAUACAUACUGUAUUUACUGGUAUGAUGACCACUAAUCCAUCAACAUUAAAACUAAUGGAUUUUCAUACCAUAAUUGUCAGUAAGUCUGCAUUUAUAUUGGUUACAAGAUGAGUGGAUAAGGGGUCAAAUUAUUUUAACUUAGAGAUAACUGCUCAAUAUCAAAUGCCAGUAUAUAAGUAUUUCUUGGUCAAGAGUCUGUUGAGGGUGGUUUAAGUCGUAUUUCAAGUCAAGUUGGGUCAGUCCAAUUUAGCAGGCCUAGGCAGUCUCUGGGGUAGCGCUAUCAAUUUCUUUUGGUUAGCCAAAUCACCAUUUUUUGUCAAUUUGUUAUCAAAAUGGUUAUAAUUUGACUAAAACAUGCCAAAUCAAGCCCUUUGUCUUUAGCAAAUUUAAGUAAGUUUUAGCAUUUGGCUAAAUUGGCGAGUGUUAUCCCUACCCCAGAGUCUAAUUAUGGUGAUCUCACGACCGAGAGCAGAUCUAGUCCCUAUUCACUGGCAGGGUCAUUGAGGUAAGCCUACCUCUGAGCCAUUAGAAUGGCUUCCUGUAGUAAUCUAACUCAGUAUAACCCAUCUCAGUUAGAGUGACAAGUAUUUAUAGACCUUGUUGGAAUG
This is a messenger RNA of Lingula anatina, 2949 nucleotides long. Its product is annotated as alanine--glyoxylate aminotransferase 2, mitochondrial. Gene Ontology annotation, molecular function: L-alanine:glyoxylate transaminase activity; pyridoxal phosphate binding. The record is from RefSeq and is a predicted model, not a curated record. Gene Ontology annotation, biological process: glyoxylate catabolic process. Lineage: Eukaryota; Metazoa; Brachiopoda; Lingulata; Lingulida; Lingulidae. Gene Ontology annotation, cellular component: mitochondrion.